Molecule: messenger RNA, 2132 nt
Organism: Aspergillus versicolor CBS 583.65
Lineage: Eukaryota; Fungi; Ascomycota; Eurotiomycetes; Eurotiales; Aspergillaceae
Product: putative chromatin structure remodeling complex protein RSC3
Exons: 4
Coding region: 49-2031 (660 amino acids)
Biological process (GO): regulation of DNA-templated transcription
Cellular component (GO): nucleus
Molecular function (GO): zinc ion binding; DNA-binding transcription factor activity, RNA polymerase II-specific
Source: RefSeq, a predicted model, not a curated record
CAGGCUGCAGGAUAAUCAUCACCAGGACUGCAUUAUCAGAUGUAAUACAUGGCAACCACCAGUACUCUUCGCAAAAAUGGCCAGCAGCCCUCCUGCGAGCCAUGCCGCACCUCAAAACUGCGAUGCGACCACACAGUCCCAGUCUGCCAGCGCUGCAUCGCGCGCCAACGACCCGACCAAUGCAUCUACCAUCCUUGCCCAUUGACUAAACCGCGUGAAAACAGACAGAGAAAGGCUCAAUCCAGACAACAAAGACCAAGAAGGACCACUCCCUCGGCCAGUGUUGAACCCGAUAAGCUCUACGACUGGACAAGCAAAGCGCCCUCCGUGCCGGCGCGCAUAGCCCAGACCACGACUCCAAACGAGAGCGAGGAGUUAUUUCCCUCUCCCAGCUUCCUAGGUCCCACGAGCCACUCGAGGGACUUUUUUGAGAAUCUCAAGCACUUUGGAUGCGAGUCGCUUAGUGAUGUUCCUGUUGCCGGUAGUGCGGCGGAUCCACGCGAUGUGGAGGUCGGGGCGCAGAUCCUGGCGCAGCUGGAACAUGCCUCGUUUUAUAAAGAGCUGCUGGAUAAGCGGUUUGAAUUGUAUCAUGGGAUGUACUUUGGUCCGCCACUUGCUUGGGAGGUGCUGGCUAGGUUGAAGACGCUGUAUCAGGAAUGUAUUCGCGGCUCGACUGCGGCUGGCAGACAGGCGAGGCUGUUGGAGUGGUCGAAGAGUAUAUUCCAGAAUACUGCCACAAAAAUUGAGACGCAUCCCGAGAUGACAUUAAAAGAGUACGUUGCUAUCAUCGCACCGAGAUGGGAGACCAUCGGGACGUUAUUGGGGUUUGCUGGACGGUCAACGUACCAAAUCAGCCCGAACGAGCCAGUCCUCAGUCGAGAGGGAAUGCCGGGGAUGAACAAGGAAGGGUUUCGCAAGAUCAGCCUGGCAGCACUUGAUAUGUGCUUGCAAUUCAGCCAUAACCUGGGAAUAACCAGCGAUCCGUUGGCGUGGGCGACAAUCCUGCUGACCACGUUCCUCGCUGAUAUGCAUGGGCCUACAGACUCUCGAUCAUCCAAAGCGGAUGGCGAUGUAGCAACAGUUAUAUUCGCUCUUGGGCUUCACCAAGGAAAGGUCGACGAACGAGCCCCGUUCUUCCUAUCCGAAAUCCGCAGUAGAACCGUGGUGGCUGCAUACUUCAAUGACAAGGAACUAGCAACAUUUCUUGGCCGCCCUCCGCGCAUCUGCCGCCGAUACUGCAACCUGCAGCCUCCGGUCGAUAUUUCCUGGGAAGACCUGGUUGCCGACGCGCCAGUCCGCGACGCUGCACUGCGCCGUCUGGGACCGGAAGGGUGGGACACGCAAGAAGAUCCACGCGGCGAAAGCUCCAAACCACGGGUUAUCCUCCUAAUGGGUAUUCUGAGAGAGAUGAUACUAGAGGUGUCGCUUUGCUAUAGCGUUGACGAUUUGCAAGGCAUGCUACUCCUCUCCCAAACCGUUGCGAAACGAACGGGCGAGACCUCGGAGUCAUGCAUCGACACCUCCCGCCAGAUCAUCAAUCAUAUGUUAAAUAUAAUCUCAAAGCAGGUCCGGAUGGGCAAUGUUGACUACCUAACCUGCAACGAUCUGUCAUAUAUCGGCCUCCCAGCAGCCGGAGUCCUAUCAAAAGAGCUCCUCCGUCACUCGCACUCCAAUAACAUAAAUCCUUCCUUCCCCAGAUCAGAGGUAAUCCAGAAUCUGAGUAUAUUUGCCGCACACUUGGAGACAUUCUUCCCAGAUCGAGAAGGGGACCACGAAACACGCACGAGGGGUCUUUGGUUUAUCCGCUCUGUUCUUGAUGCGGUUCUCUCCCCUAGAACUACCGCCUCAAGUACUGGAAACCAGCCGGAAAACGCCAGUGAUGGGCUCUCUGCCACCCAGCUGCCUGGUCCGUCUGUUAUGGCUGUGCAGCCCGAUGCCCAUGCCCUGGAUGAGCAGGAGAUCGACUUUGCAGCGUUGUGGGAGGAGAUUGAUUUCGAUUGGGAUGGGGAUAGGAGGGUGUUUCUUAGCUAGAAUAUUUGUUUUGCUUGGUUGUUUCAAUUUAUAUACCCGUGAUGCAGUAACGAGCAUAAUUUCAUGAAGAUAAAUGUUUGCCAAAUUACUUUGAACCUCAU